UUUUUCCCAUUUUAAUCACUAAAUUCUUAAACCUAUCUAAACCUUUCCAAUUCUAUUACUCCCCAAAGUUUUCUUCUCAAUCUUUUCUUCAAGUUUCUACAUUAUCAUUCAAUUUUGUCCAGAAAAUGAGUCACUACUAUAACCAACAACAAUCUCCAGCUGUAAAUCAUCCACCGAAAGUUCAAUUCGUCGCUCCACCUCCCGUCGGUUACCCGAUGAAAAACGGUCCGGAAACCGGGUAUAACCCACAUAAUCAACCCUCUGCUCCAUUAGAAACUACACAAAGAGGCGGAUGUUGUAAAGGAUUGUGUGCUGGUAUGUGUUGCUGCUGCCUCUUGGAUGCUUGCUUUUGAGGACUUAGUGAUUGUUCAUAUUUUUUUAUUUUGAGCUUGUGUUAUGUUUUUCUUUUUUCUUUUUAUUGAUAUUUUUUUGUAGUUUUAUUCUUUUCUAAGCACAAUAAUACAUUUUCUCGUGUUAUAUGUUGUAA
Messenger RNA from Mercurialis annua (annual mercury), 487 nucleotides. Its product is annotated as protein CYSTEINE-RICH TRANSMEMBRANE MODULE 6-like. The record is from RefSeq and is a predicted model, not a curated record. NCBI's taxonomy places the organism in Eukaryota, Viridiplantae, Streptophyta, Magnoliopsida, Malpighiales, Euphorbiaceae. Bases 126 to 353 code for a protein of 75 amino acids. Gene Ontology annotation, cellular component: plasma membrane. The transcript is spliced from 3 exons.